UCCACCAGCAGCAUCACCCACACCUGACAGACUGUAUCUUCCAGCUGUAGAAUCAACUAUUUUUUUUUGAGUGUUUUAUUUCAAUGCUGUAAAAAAAAUCAUCUGUGAAUGAAAGUGUGGCACCAUGUCGGAAUUAAAUAUGGUGGCACUCCUGCUGUCUUUCCUGGCUUCAGUGGCUCUGGGCCAAGGAUCGCUGAGGAGCAGGAGAGUGGCCAUGAACACGUUCACUGACACACAGACAACAGGCGUGACAGAGUGGACGUCUUGGUUCAACAUCGACCAUCCUGGGGGGAACGGAGACUAUGAGCGCCUGGAGGCUAUUCGUUUCUAUUACAGAGAGAGAGUUUGUGCAAGGCCCACAGCCAUGGAGGCUCGGACAACAGACUGGGUGGCAGCAGCAGACACAGGGGAGGUGGUCCACUCCAGUCUGGAGAAGGGCUUCUGGUGCAUCAACAAGGAACAGCCCCAUGGCCACAUCUGCUCCAACUACCAUGUCCGCUUUCAGUGUCCCCCAGUGCAGAGUUAUUGGACUGACUGGAGUGAGUGGGGUCCUUGUUCAACCAUGAUUUGUAACGAUGUGGGCAUCCAGGUCCGCCAGAGGAAAUGCAUGAGCACCCAGCCCAUGCCUCUCCUGUUGGUACCGGCAUGCCAGGGCCACCAUUCAGAAAGGAGGGAGUGCUCCGCCCCUCCAUGUACAGCUGAGUGGAGUUCAUGGGGUCGUUGGGGGACAUGUUCAGUGACCUGCGGUGGAGGUCGCAGGAUUAGGAGGAGGACCUGUGUGCGAACCUCAGAGACAGUGCAGUGUACUGGACGGCCUGCAGAAAUACAGAAGUGUGGGAGGAGUCCAUGCCCAGUCAAAUGUCAGCAUGUGUGCACUGAGGGCCGCCCCAGUGAGGACUGCAGCCGUUGUGUGUGUGAUGGCCACCUGCUACAUGGUGAUGUCUACACCGUGACUGGUGUCCCCGUGGUGGGAGCCUUGGUGGCACUGGCCAGCCAACCCAAGGUCAUCCGUGCCCGAACAGAUGCUAAAGGCCAGUUCAAGCUACUGGGAAUCUGCUCCUCCAGCUCCACUUUGAUCAUCAUCAGGAAGGAGAAGUUUGCCCCGAUCACUGUUUCCACCUCGAGUAACACCACAGGGUUAUCCUGGAUACGAGCCGCCCUCAAAUCAGCGGAGAAGCCGUACAUUGUAAAGCACCCAGAAGACAAGGUGCGUUAUGAGGGAGGUAGAGUGCUGUUGUGCUGCAAGGCAACGGGAUCGCCGACACCUGACAAAUACUACUGGUACCACAAUGGGACUCUGCUGGACAGGAAGUUGUACAAGUAUGAAGAGGACCUUGUACUACGGGAACUGAAGCUGGAGCAGUCAGGACAAUACUACUGCAAAACCAGCAGUCCCGCAGGCAGCGUCAAGUCCUCUCCAGCUGUCCUCACUGUGAUAGCAAAAGGAACACCCGCAUGCAAUUCUGCCCCUGAGAAUCACCUCAUCAGACUGCCGAUGGACUGUGUUCAAUCUGGGACAGACUCCAAGUACUACAAUGCCGGCCGCUGCCCUCACAACAAAUGUGCUGGCUCCCUAGACUUUGAUAUGCGCUGCAAAGAUGGAGCUGGGUUCUGCUGUGGGGUCCAAAAUAUGGAAAGUCGAACCAUUGACUGUGGGAGCUACAGCCUUCCUAUCCGGGCUGUGACACAGUGCAGCUGCCAGAAGUGUGUGCAGCCAACUGUGCUGGUUCGUGGCAGAGUGGUCACAGCUGACAAUGAUGAGCCUUUGCGUUUUGGACACAUCUACAUUGGUAAAGAGAGGGUGGGCACCACUGGAUACCAAGGAGGCUUCACAUUACAAAUUACUCCUGACACAAAGAGAUUAGUGGUAAAUUUUGUUGACCCCACUGAGAAGUUUCUUGACACUCCAAAGGUGUUCAUCUUUGACAAGAAGGGUGGAUCCAUCUACCAUGAUGUAAAAGUAAUGAGAAAGCAGACGCCCAUUGAUAUUAAUGCAGGAGAGACCAACUCUAUUAACCUGGGUGAAAUUAAAGGGGAAGACCCAAUAGGGCAGUUGGUUAUUCCUGCCAAUUCCUUCCAUAAGGACAAUGGAGAAGUCUAUGAAGGAACUGUGAAAGCCAGCGUCACAUUCAUUGACCCAAGAAAUAUCACCACGGCUGCUGCAACCCCUGGCGACCUCAACUUUGUGGAUGAGGAGGGUGAUAUGCUCCCUUUGAGGACCUAUGGCAUGUUCUCUGUUGACUUCAGAGAUGAGACCAACAAGGAGGUACUUGGAGCUGGAGCAGUCCAAGUCCUUCUUGACACACAGCACGUCAAAAUGCAAGAGCACAUUUCCAAAAUGAAACUGUGGUCUUUAAACCCAGACACAGGGGUCUGGGAAGAGGAAAGUGACUUCUCCUACACCACAACAACCGCUGGUGGUCAUGGAAGAAGCAAACGAGAGGAGCGCACAUUCCUCAUAGGCAACAUGGAGAUCAGAGAACGCAGACUCUUCAAUUUGGAUGUUCCUGAAAACAGACGCUGUUAUGUCAAAGUUCGUGCCUACAUGAGUGACAAGUUCCUUCCUAAUGAACAGCUGGAAGGUGUUGUGAUUAGCUUAAUAAACCUGGAACCCAAGCCUGGGUAUUCGGCUAAUCCCAGGGCAUGGGGUCGCUUUGACAGUGUCAUAACUGGCCCUAAUGGGGCCUGUUUACCAGCUUUCUGUGACUCCCAGAGGCCUGAUGCUUACACAGCUUAUGUCACAGCAAUGAUGGGUGGGGAAGAACUGGAGGCAGCUCCUUCCUCCCCAAAGAUGAAUCCAAACAUCAUUGGAGUGUCUCAGCCAUAUCUGGACAAAAUAGACUACCAGCGUUCCGACCACGAGGAUCCAGCUCUGAAGAAAACAGCCUUCAGAAUUAACUUGGCAAAGCCUAACCAAAAUAAUUUUGAUGAGACCAAUGGGCCAAUAUAUCCGUAUCAGAAUUUAAUAUCCUGCGAAAAUGCCCCUGUUGAUGCAAAUCAUUUCAGAUUCUUCAGAGUGGAAAAAGACAAGUAUGAAUACAAUGUUGUACCCUUUGAGGAGAAUGAUUUGACGACCUGGACAGGGGACUACCUCUCUUGGUGGCCUAAUCCGCAAGAGUUCAGAGCAUGCUUCAUCAAGGUCAAGAUCCAUGGACAGAAGGAAGUGAUGAUCAGGUCCAGGAAUCUGGGAGGGACACACCGAGAGACAAAAGGCAAACUUUAUGGCAUUAGAGACAUACGCAGCACCCGGGAUAUGCAAGAGACCAACACUUCAGCAGCCUGUGUGGAGUUCAAAUGCAGUGGCAUGUUGUUUGAUCAAGCUGAGGUGGACAGAUCCAUCAUAUCAAUCCUUCCACAGGGAAACUGUCGCAGGAUCAACACCAACAAACUCCUACAAGAGUAUCUCAUCAAACAUCCACCAGUCGCUCAAAACAACGAGUCCCAUGCAUUCACCAUGUUAGCUCCUGUGGAUCCUUUAGGACACAACUAUGGCAUCUACACAGUCACAGACCAAAGUCCCCGGCACGCCAAGGAAAUCGCUAUUGGGCGCUGCUUUGAUGGUACUUCAGAUGGUUUCUCCAGAGAGAUGAAGUCAGACUCUGGAGUUGCGUUGACCUUCAGCUGUCCAGAGAGAAAGAUUAGCAGAGAAAGCCUCUUCCAGCGCCUGCAGACUAGCCCGGGUCAGACGCUGUCUCAGAUGGCAAGGGACAUGAGAGAGUUGGAAGGCCUACAAGUGCAGAGAUCAUCCACCCAGGUGGUGGCCUAUCCUUCAGAGCAGCAGGGCAGGACCCAGAGUCGUAGAGUCAGCUCUUCAACCAGGAGGAGAGUGUCCAUGCGCAUACAGCAACGCCAAUAAAUACAACAGGAGAUCUAAAGUCAAGACUAAUAUGACGGCAUCACUUCGAGGAAGUAAAAGUUGUCUGUUGAUGAGUAUGAACUUUGUUCAGACAGCAAUUCAGUAAAAUGUGAUUGAAGAUAUUCAUUAUUCUUAUACUUACUUGAAGGGUUUGGUAUAUUCAUUUCUUCCUUCCCUCCUGAAAGACAUGCAUCAUUUGCCUAUAUGAAAUGCAGUGACAUGCAUGUAUUUAAUUGGCUUUGGUCUAAUUUUAUGAAUGAAAAGACUAAAUUGACGUUUGAGAACGUAGCUUUUAUAGAUCUAAUUUGUGGCAUUCCAUGGUGGGUGUUUCUGCUGAUGUAUCUCAAUGCUCGAGUUAAAACCCAAACUUUAAGAAACUGUAAAUAUUAAUCCAGACCCGAACACUUCAUAAAUGGCCAUUGAUUUCCAUCAAACUUUUCUGAGAGAAAGAGCAACAGACACUAAGCCCUUUUUCUACAAAUGGACAAACUCUCUCUACCAAGGGGAGAGACAUUGGAUGCAGUGGGGUGAGGCAUGCCACUCAGGAAACAGAGGAUGUUUUCAGUCAUGCUUCUUAAUGUUUUUCAAUAGCAUGCCAAAUGCCAACUGAUUCAGCCACACAUCCUUCCACUCCACACUUCCACUUAGAAUGUGCAAGACCAAGACCUUUGGCAAAACAAGCAACUAUCUCACUAGUAGCAGACACCCUAAAAAGUGGAUAAUUGAUUGUGUGGCAUGACAUAAUUUCCUUUUGUCUUAUGCACAUUCCAAAGAAGCACAUCCACAAACAAAAUGAUACUCAAAAUUAUGUAUUCCCAUAUAUCUCACUUUCUCAGAUACUGUUAAAGAGGCUCAUUCAAUGUCUAAAUGUGCGUUGUUUUUGUUGUUGGGCAUGUGGGUGAUCUGCCUUUGUAUCUUCAAGUGCAAUAAGUAAGUAGUAUAAUUUAACUUGAUAAAUCUACUUUCAAACUAGUACAGUUCAUAAAAAAUGCUGCUCGUGAAUGAAGCAACAACUCUUUCACUACAUGUGGCAGGUAGUGUGUUCAAGGUGCUUGUAUGAGAUCUUGCACAGGACUUAUUUCAAGUGAUUUUCAGCAAAUAAUUUAACUGCUAUGUAAUCGUUCUUCAGCUCUCUGAACUUUGCAGAAUCUAUUAACCUUUUCAUACUUUGCUGCAUGACUCAGUUGAUUUUAACAUUUGUACAACACAGUAAUCUUUUCAACUUCAGAGAGCAAUCUUGUUAGUGGGAGUUCAAAUUCUCAGCGGAGCUUUUUCCUCAUUAACAAAACCCACUGCAUGAUUCUUACACGUGAGAGUGAUAAUUAAAAAGUGACACACUUAUGAAUUUACUGGCCACAUUUUCAGAGACACUGUCAAUUGUGACUGUAGAUGUGACAAAAUAAAUAAAUGUAAAGUAUACAUCUUGAUAGAUAUCUAGACAAAUGGAUUAAUAGGCUAUUAGAUUGAAAAAUAUCAGGCUAUUUUAAUUGAAUUCAGCAAAAAACUUCACUCUGUGAUAAAAGCUCCAAACUUGUUUAUCUGCAAAAUGGGAAGUUGCAGACCCAUAGGAGAAGCUCUUCAAGCCGAACUAAUCCAAAACCAAAUAAGUGGGACUGUGGUCCAUAGAGAAACCGGGAGAAGCUGACAAGUAAAUAUAAGUCUGCAGUUAAUUAGAAAAUAAAUCACAUAUUCACUUGGGAACCAUUAAAACAGUUUGACCCAGACUUAACAAACAUCCAAACAAGUUAAUUUCCAGGAUACAAAGGAUGAAGUUAAAUCAUUAACACUGUACUGGGCCCAAGCGGAUUAUGGUCUAACAUAUUUACCAUCACCCAGCCCACUGUACAGUUAAUUCUUGAGGGUGUUUCCGCCUCGAUCAAUUUAAGCCUGAUUAUAUUUUUAUUCCUAAUGUGCAACUGAUUUAUUAUUCAGUGUGUAAAAGGUGCCAGUACGAAGUUGUGUAAAUGAAAACCAUAUAUUGUAACCUUACUCUUGUACUUGGCUCAAAUUCGAAGAACAAUCCCUUUCCAUUAUGUAUUAUGAGCAGCACACUCUAGAAAAACAUUAAGUACAGAGAAUAGAGUGACAACUUGUGAUAUCUUCUCCAUUAUCACUAACCACAGGCCUAUGGGCCAUCCGCUCAGAUGUCCAGAUCAAAACAAACUUCUCCCAGCAGUAGAAGUAGCAUUCACCCCUCACGGAAGAUGAUAAUUGAAUCCAUGUGCGGGAAGAGAUAAGUCAACAUCUGUAGAACAACUGGGAUAAAUGUUAAAUCAAAGACAUCAAGAUAAAUAGGAGUGAGAUUAUCUGGUGAUGUUAAUCAUUUUUGGGGAACUGUUUGGUAAAGGUAAAAAAGUAAGGGAAAAUAUUUGUGGUCUUUGGCCUCACAGUCCAUCACUUACAGAAUCUCAGGCUUGGAAAGUGGUUGCAUAUGGAAGAAAGUAGUUUUCAGAGAACGCUUUGACAGGAGAACUGGCUUAUUCAUGAGAAGAAGUUAUCAGAGGAGUUUGAAGGACAAGGUAACAAUAAUAGCCAGAGUAAACCAUUAUGUAAGGCUUUGCAUGGGAAAGUAAGUCGGGCUCUCCAAAAGUUACUUUGUCUUCUGGGGAAUUUCAAAGGAGAUUAAAGGACUUGUGCAAUGUUUGGUUUAAUGACUCAAGAAAAAGUUUCCACAGUGUUUAGGAUCAAAUGAAGGGAGUUUAAGUCUGAAUCAAACCGAUAAAACACACAGUAAAGAUUCAUUUUUAAUGAAAAGAACGUGUUUAUCUCACUGAAUCUCAGUGGGAAUGGCAGUAUUGGUAAUAAAGCUUUAAUUUCACUGGGAGUCAUAAAAUGUUAAUCUCAAAAUUAUGGGUUACUGGAGGUUUAUGGGUAUUUUGUUUCCAUUUUUUAAAGGAAUAGUUUGACAUUUUGGGAAAAAGGCUGAGAUAAGAAGACUGAUAGCACUCUAAUGUCUGAGAAUGGUAUCAAUCUUCUCACCUAACGCUUGGCAAGAAAGUGAAUAUGUGUAGUUCCCAAAAUUUCAAAUUAUUAAUGAAUAUAGUAAACUAUUGUUACAAUAGUAGCCGUACUGAAGUCUUGAGUGCUUGACGUUUGGUAUACAAGGGUAUCUUCAUCCCCUUGAAUUUACUGGAUAACUUGGUUUGUUUUUGUAACUAUUAGAAUUAAAGGAAUCUGAGAAGUUAGUUCUCCUCCAAAUACUUCACCAGAUUUUUCUAAUUUUUCUGUCACAGAAUUGCAUUGAAUACACAUAAUACAAACCGCUACUAUUAAUCUUCAGGGCAGAAAAGUACAAGACUCUUAAUUCACCAGAAAACACCAAAAAUUUAAAUACUGUAGUAACCCUAGUAGUAUGAAAAGAUUCAUCAAUUUUCUCUUCUGUAUAGUCCAGUCGGUCUCAGAGAGAUCAUAAUUUAUUCAGGAGGUCAUCCUUGAACCUUUCCACCACUUUCUGGAGUAUGUGAAGAGAGUUGUAUAUAUGCCACUGUGCUGCAGGAAGCCAUCCUGAGCUCCAGUAAACAAAUCACAUAAAUUAACUCCUGAUGAUGCUCUGUCAGCGCUUAAAUAGCAUUAACUAUUGCAUGGUGAUGUCAAUCUCUUUGUUUCUAAGUUUUUUGUGUAAAUUGUGUAUUGUAUAAAAUCCAC
This is a messenger RNA of Thunnus maccoyii (southern bluefin tuna), 7501 nucleotides long. RefSeq names its product cartilage intermediate layer protein 2 (gene cilp2). The transcript is spliced from 10 exons. The record is from RefSeq and is a predicted model, not a curated record. Lineage: Eukaryota; Metazoa; Chordata; Actinopteri; Scombriformes; Scombridae. The coding region runs from base 125 to 3856 and encodes 1243 amino acids.